Molecule: messenger RNA, 4239 nt
Organism: Hypomesus transpacificus
Lineage: Eukaryota; Metazoa; Chordata; Actinopteri; Osmeriformes; Osmeridae
Product: protein SOGA3-like
Exons: 7
Coding region: 379-3654 (1091 amino acids)
Biological process (GO): regulation of autophagy
Source: RefSeq, a predicted model, not a curated record
ACGACGGAGUCGUUACUGGGUGCCCCUGACUACACAAGCAGCGAAAAAGUUUCUUAGAAACCAGAAGUUUAUGGUUACGUAAUGAAAACGCGUUUACGAUUUGAUAUGCAAAGACGCUGAGAGACAUCUGUAGGUGGGGGAAUGUAGAGUGAGACCUCUGCAGACUGUCUCAAACCAGAAUGACAGUUUGACCUUGUUAAGCUGGGGUGACAUGGAGCGGACAAAAUGCGCCUAGUGGCUGUUGCGCGAACGAAGCGGUGGUGGCUGCCGUAGAGAACAGGCGACAAGGGAAAAGGCCGGGUGUGGUUAAUUAAGCUGCGGCUACAUAACGGUCACCAGAAGGCGGUCAUUUUUUGUUUGCUUGUUACUGGAUGAGAAAUGUGGAAUGCUUUCGGAAAUGGGUCAGGGUUGCACGGGGUUGGUGGUGUUGGCGGGUACGUGCCAGCUCAGGGUUGGGAAUUCGUUCCGUGCUCGAGGCUGGGAAGGGGGAGAAGUUGCAGUCAGCUAAGGAGGGUCUCAUCUCCCCCCACCGUAGGCCAGUUCUUCGAGCAGCUUCAACCGGGAGUUGGAACAUCACUUGAGGAUGCUCGAGGGCAAGUUCGGGGGCCUGAACCCCAGUCUCAUCACACUCGCAUAAAAAAAAAAUUUGAAGACUUAAAAAAACGCCACGGACAGGACAAGAAGGAAUGGAUGCGAGAGAAGGAAAUACUCUUAAGACAAGUUGCUGAUAUACAAGGUGGGGAGAACAGAAGGAUUUUGUUAGACCUGAAAUCGGUUUUGGAAGAGGUACAAGGGGAAGUAAAGAGAGAGGAGGAGAAGAGGAGCGAGCUACAACUUCAUUACAGAAGGGACAGAUGUGCAUGGGACUUAGAAAGAGCAGAGUUGAAAUGCCAAAUUGCACAGCUGGAAGCUAGAGGAAGUGCAAGUGGGCUUGUCGUGGUUGGGGGUGUGGGUGCGGAGGUGGUGCAAGGAGGUGGGGUGGGGCCCAGUGAGACGCUACGGAGGGACAGGGAGGAACAGCGACAGCUGCUUGCCGACACCCACACGGCCGCCAUGGACCUACGUUGUCGCCUGGAUCUCAAUGAGCGUGGCUGGCUCAAGGAGCGCUCCGAGCUGUUGGAGCGCUUCGCCUCUGAGAGGAGGGAGUGGGAGAGCCAGCUCAGAGACAUGCAGACCAAGAUAGAUGAGCUAUACAAGGAGGUGAGAUCAAGGAGAGAAAGAGGAGGGAACGUUCAAGACGUUGGUCAGAGGUUCAGUUUGCAUUCCAGCAGUACGGGGUCCAGCUUGCUCAGUGAACCCUCGGUCUCAGACCCCCCCAGCAGCAGCUGUCAGUCUGACACCCCCCAACGCACAAACCACAGCAACAGCAACUCCAGCAACAGUCAUGGGUUGGCCGGUCGCUAUGGAAGCAGCAUGACGAAUUCCACUGCCAACUGUGUCGUCAGGAGCAGCCAGGUGCAACGGUUGGAUGAACUAGGCGGAGUCACGCAGGCGGAGGAGCAGGAGUCUGUUGAGACACAGGAAGUUGACACUGCAGAGCUGGAGGCCAUCUUGAAAGGAGUGAUGGGACAGGGGCCUGAGAGGGACAUCAUGGAUAAAGUUAAUGUCAGAGUCCAGGCACCUUUCAGCAGAAGCCAUAGCAAGGACUCUAGCUACAGCAACGGAAAAAAAAGGAACACAACAGCUCUCAACACUGCUUUGAAGGAGAUAGCUCGGGUCAGUGAGGAGCUGUGUAGCUACCAGGAUGAGAUCAGAAGGAAGGCUAAAGAUAAGAGGGGCAAUACUGAGUUCCCGUACCUCUUGGAAGAUGGUCAAAAGGGUGGGCACAAAGAUAGUACCAUACUAGAGAGGGAUGAGAUUACUUUUGACCUCAACCAGCUCUACGCAGAUCUUCGGGUCCUGGAGGAGCAGAACUGGAUCACCUGGUCGGCCAAUACAAAGGACUCCUGGUCUUCCAGUAGCAAGAAACAAAAAACAAACACCACACAUCCCGGGCAAGAGAAGGUGGCUCCACCCAUCCCCCCUCGCCUCACUUCCUGGUACCUCAGCAACCCCACUCCCCCAGAGCCAGAAGUACAGACCCAAGAAUCACUUGCUCUCAGAAAGUGCCAUAGCCCUUGUGUGGUGGUGGAUAGGAAGUCAAACAGUCCAUCCAUUGUGAGGAAGUUUGAGGCAAUGCUGCAGGAGAAUGAGGGCAAAGUCCUGACAGAGGUGGGUGUAGCCUCCUGCUCUGUGCCCACCAACUCUAACUGCAACACAGGCUGCUGCCAUAACCGCUGGUCCUGCGAUGGCAGCCGGUUUGGCAGCAGCAAGUCGUCCACUUACGUUCCUGUCCAGAAGAGCUUAUCUGAGAUGAACAUCCUGACCGUGGGGAGGGAAAACCGAUUAGACCAUAGACUUUCUGAUAGCCCGAAGAGCUCAGAAUCACAGAAGCUGGUCAUGGGUGAAAAUUCACCAUACUUUUUGGAUCUGCCCUCCCCAAAUCUCCCCAUUGUCUGUAUUAACACCCAGGGAUCCCGGAGGAACAUUACCCUUGAGCAGAAGACGGCUGAGUUCAACCGAACUCUGUUUCAGGCUGAGAUGGGCCUGGGUAUCAAUGAGGAAGAUUUUAUCCCAGCAGGUGUCUCUGUGGGUUGUGAACCAGUUUGUCCAACAGUAGGUUAUGAGGUCACUCCCCGGGGUGCCAUAGUUGACCUUCAACCCCAGAGAACAGAGUUCAAACACCAGAGAGGCAAGCCUGACAUCCUCUGUGUCCAGAGUCCAGGGCACGCCCUGUCCAGCCCACCAUCUCACUAUCCUGAGGUCAAACUUAGGAUACCCUCCCUAGACUCAAGACAUCAAGAGGGCGAAGUGAUGGAAUUCACCUUUGACAGUUUAACAUCUAACGUAGUCUCACAUGACUCAAACGCUGUAAUGUCAAACAUCCCGUCCCGGAUCACACGACAUAGAGAAACAGAACCUGUCAACCUCAAGGCGUAUUGUGUGAGUGCCAGUCCAAAACAGAGCAAGGCUCAACUCGGAGAGAGGCCUCACCAGGCUAAUGCAGGCAGUACAGCCCAACCCCUUCCAGAGACCCUGCCUACGCAGGCUGGACAUAAAGCCCAGGCAGAUACCCCCAGACCCGGUCGUCGGAUCCUUAAUGACCACCCGUGGAAGCCCCUGACUCUGGCUUCCUACCCACGGCCCGCAGAUUCAAGGUCAAACUAUGGAGCUGUAGAGAAGAUUCUGAAAAGCUAUGAAAGUGCUGCCUGGGCCCAGCAGUACCAGCAGAGGCAGCCCAGCCUCAUUCAGGGGCCUCAACCUGGAUUUAGCCAGGGAGAAAGUGACCGCAUAGAGCUGAUGGACAUCCGGGAGAUGGACCACCUGUCCCUUAAACCUGCCCCCAGAAAAACACAGACACAGACGACCACCCGCAGAGAGACCCUUUCUGUGCAGGAGAGCCAAGAAACGUCCUCAUCAGAGUCUGUCCAGAAGACCUUCUCCAGGCCAGCUCGGCCCGCCAACCGCCGCCUCCCCUCUCGCUGGGCUAGCCACUCCCCAUCACCCUCCUCCUCUCCCUCUCCCUCCACCACUCCCGUCACACAGUCCACAGUCUCUGCCCAGAAACACACCUUCUCCUACUCGGCAUAUCACACAGAAACAGACCUCACUUAACUGCAGGAUGACUAGCCUGUGUCUAAACCAUUAGGAUGCCUUCUAAUAACUCUGAGACAACUUCUGCUUUCCUUUCUCCUCUGUGUAAAUACCUGCUCCAAGACUGUUAAUCCUACCCAACUUGCAAGUGCUUUAGCUGUGAAUGAGUUCAGGACUCCUCUUUAAAAUGUAUUGCUGCAUUAGGUUGAGUUAACGUUGCUGAUUCCAGCUGUAGAUUAUCUGGGUCUAGCUGCAAGAACUGUACCUGUGUGACUUCAUCGUUAAAUUCGUUUUACAUGCUUAAAUUACUGAAGAAAUUACAUACAGUGCUUACAACAGUGUUGCAAAAUAAUAAACCGCCGCAUAGUUUCAUGUCGAUGGCUUAAUUUGUAUUUACUGCUCUUAGGGGCCGUACAGCAUUCAAGAAUACCUACAUAUCUGAACAAUGUAUGAAAUUAACAAGGCAAUUUUAUACUUUUAUUAACUUCAAGUAUAUGGUUAUCUAAUGGAUAAUACAGUCUGUGGAAUUUGUGGUAAAGAAAGUUGUGAAACAUCAUGAAAGGGAUGCCUUUGCUUUUCUUUGAGUGUAAUAAAUGUAAGAACAUG